Orcinus orca (killer whale) is the source of this 5595-nucleotide messenger RNA. RefSeq names its product transient receptor potential cation channel subfamily M member 2 (gene TRPM2). Bases 362 to 4861 code for a protein of 1499 amino acids. The transcript is spliced from 33 exons. Gene Ontology annotation, biological process: calcium ion transmembrane transport. Gene Ontology annotation, molecular function: ligand-gated calcium channel activity. NCBI's taxonomy places the organism in Eukaryota, Metazoa, Chordata, Mammalia, Artiodactyla, Delphinidae. The record is from RefSeq and is a predicted model, not a curated record. Gene Ontology annotation, cellular component: membrane.
GAACAGGGACUUGGCCAUCUCAGGCUCUUGUUCCGACACCCGCGCCCCCCGCCCCCGCCCAAGACCUCCCGGCCCAGUUCUGCGGCUGGUACUUCCUUUGCCCCUCACCCCGCGUGUGGCCAUUUAUAGCCUGGAAAGUGCUUUCACAGCCAGCAUUUCAAAGGAUGCUGGAGCGGAGCCGCUGGGAGCAGCUGCAGGGUUUAAAGAAGUGCAGAGGGGGGUGCACAUAGGACGGCAGCCAGUGUGCCCAGGCCCGCUUGCGGUUCUGUUUCCUGGCCCCUCAGCCUUGCAGGCUAGAGAAGAGCCCAUUCUGAGGGAGCAGGACGGAGCCUGCUCUGCGAGCCAAGGUGGGGCUGUCAGGAUGGAGCCGGCCAUGCUGAGGCGUCGGGAUGGAGCCGGCUCCAGGCAGGAGGAUGGCUUCGGGGUGCAGCCCAGGAGGGUGGCUGACCUGGGCAUGGUCCCCAACCUCCGGCAAAGCAGCAGCAGUCUCUGCAGGAGCAGGAGGUCGCAGUACCCCUUCGGCAACUGUGAAAAGCAAGGAAACCUUAGUUCAUGGAUUCCUGAGAAUAUCAAGAAGAAAGAAUGCAUGUACUUUGUGGAAAGCUCCAGACUGUCCGAUGCUGGGAAGGUGGUGUGUGAGUGCGGCUACAUGCGUGAACAGCACUUGGAGGAGGCCACCAGGCCCCACGCCUUCCAGGGCAAGGAGUGGGACCCGAAAAAGCACGUCCAGGAGAUGCCAACAGACGCCUUUGGUGACAUCGUCUUCACGGGCUUGGGCCAGAAGGUGGGAAAGUACGUCCGCCUGUCCCAGGACACGCCCUCCAGCCUGAUCUACCACCUCAUGACCCAGCACUGGGGCCUGGACGUCCCCAACCUUCUCAUCUCCGUGACGGGCGGGGCCAAGGACUUCAACAUGAAGCCCAGGCUGAAGAGCGUCUUCCGAAGAGGCCUGGUCAAGGUGGCCCAGACCACAGGGGCCUGGAUCAUCACCGGGGGGUCCCACACGGGCGUGAUGAAGCAGGUGGGAGAGGCGGUGCGCGUCUUCAGCCUGAGCAGCAGCUACAGCGAAGGGGAGGUGGUCACCAUCGGGAUCGCCACGUGGGGCACCUUGCACAAGCGGGAGAGCCUUAUCCACCCCGCGGGCGGCUUCCCAGCUGAGUACAUCAUGGAUGAGGACGGCCAGGGGCACUUGACCUGUCUGGACAGCAACCAUUCCCACUUCAUCCUUGUGGACGACGGGACCCAUGGCCGCUACGGCGUCGAGAUUCCCCUGAGGACGAAGCUAGAGAAGUUCAUAUCGGAGCAGACCAAGGAAAGGGGAGGUGUGGCCAUCAAAAUCCCCAUCGUCUGCGUGGUGCUGGAGGGGGGACCCGGCACACUGCACACCAUCUACAAUGCCAUCACCAACGGCACCCCAUGCGUGAUCGUGGAGGGUUCGGGACGAGUGGCUGACGUCAUUGCCCAGGUGGCCAGCCUGCCCAUCUCCGAGAUCACCAUCUCCCUGAUUCAGCAGAAGCUGGGCCUGUUCUUCCAGGAGAUGUUCGAGACCUUCACCGAAAGCAGGAUUGUGGAGUGGACCAAAAAGAUCCAAGACAUUGUCCGGAGGCGGCAGCUGCUCACCGUGUUCCGGGAAGGCAAGGAUGGCCAGCAGGACGUGGAUGUGGCCAUCCUGCAGGCCUUGUUGAAGGCCUCUCGGAGCCACGACCACUUUGGCCACGAGAACUGGGACCACCAGCUGAAGUUAGCAGUGGCGUGGAACCGCGUGGACAUCGCCCGGAGUGAGAUCUUCACGGACGAGUGUCAGUGGAAGCCCUCAGAGCUGUACCCCAUGAUGACGGCCGCCCUCAUCGCCAACAAGCCCGAGUUCGUAAAGCUCUUCCUGGAGAACGGGGUGCGGCUGAAGGAGUUCGUCACGUGGGACACGCUGCUCUACCUGUACGAGAACCUGGAGCCCACCUGCCUGUUCCACUACAAGCUGCAAAAGGCGCUGGCCGAGGAGCCCGAGCGCCCGGCGCCCCGUGUGCAGAUGCACCACGUGGCCCAGGUGCUGCGGGAGCUCCUGGGGGACUCCACGCAGCCGCUGUACCCCCGGCCCCGCUCCAGCGACCGCCCGCGCCUCCUGCUCGCGGUGCCCAACAUCAAGCUCAGUGUGCAGGGAGUGAGUCUCCGGUCCCUGUACAAGCGUUCCUCAGGCCACGUGGCCUUCACCGUGGACCCUGUCCGUGAUCUGCUCAUUUGGGCCAUCAUCCAGAACCGCCGGGAGCUGGCAGAAAUCAUCUGGGCUCAGAGCCAGGACUGCAUCGCUGCGGCCUUGGCCUGCAGCAAGAUCCUGAAGGAGCUGUCCAAGGAGGAGGACACGGACAGCUUGGAGGAGAUGCUGCUGCUGGCUGACGAGUUUGAGCAGAGAGCCAUCGGGGUCUUCACCGAGUGCUACCGCAAAGAUGAGGAGAGAGCUCAGAAGCUGCUGGUCCGCGUAUCGGAGGCCUGGGGCAAGACCACCUGCCUGCAGCUGGCCCUGGAGGCCAAGGACAUGAAGUUCGUGUCUCACGGGGGCAUCCAGGCCUUCCUGACCAAGGUGUGGUGGGGUCAGCUCUGCGUGGACAACGGGCUCUGGCAGCUGGCCCUGUGCAUGCUGGCCUUCCCGCUGCUCUACACGGGCCUCAUCUCCUUCAGGGACAGGCGGCUGCAGGCCGAGGGGGGCCUGGCCCGCAUCCGCGCCUUCUUCAGCGCGCCCGUGGUCGUCUUCCACCUGAACAUCCUGUCGUACUUCGCCUUCCUCUGCCUCUUCGCCUACGUGCUCAUGGUGGACUUCCAGCCCAGGCCCUCGGGCUGCGAGUGCCUCAUCUACCUCUGGCUCUGCUCCCUGGUGUGCGAGGAGCUGCGGCAGCUCUUCUACCACCCGGACGAGUGUGGCCUGAUGAAGAUGGCGCUCCUGUACUUCAGCGAUUUCUGGAACAAGCUGGACAUCUGUGCUAUCCUGCUCUUCAUGGCGGGGCUGAUUUGCCGGCUCGUCCCCUCGCUGCUGUACCCCGGGCGCAUCGUCCUCUCCCUGGACUUCAUCAUGUUCUGCUUGCGUCUGAUGCAUAUUUUCACCAUCAGCAAGACGCUGGGGCCCAAGAUCAUCAUCGUGAAGCGGAUGAUGAAGGAUGUCUUCUUUUUCCUCUUCCUGCUGGCCGUGUGGGUCGUGUCCUUCGGGGUGGCCAAGCAGGCCAUCCUCAUCCACAACGAGAGGCGGGCGGAGUGGAUCUUCCGGGGGGUCGUCUACCACUCGUAUCUCACCAUCUUCGGGCAGAUCCCGGCCUACAUCGACGGCGUGAACUUCAACCUGGACCAGUGCAGCCCCAAUGGCACCGACCCCUACAAGCCCAAAUGCCCCGAGAUCGACGCGACCCAGCGGGAGCCCGCCUUCCCCGAGUGGCUGACCGUCACCCUGCUGUGCCUCUAUCUUCUCUUCACCAACAUCUUGCUGCUUAACCUCCUCAUCGCCAUGUUCAACUACACGUUCCAGCAGGUCCAGGAGCGCACGGACCAGAUCUGGAAGUUCCAGCGCCACGACCUGAUCGAGGAGUACCAGGGCAGGCCCCCCGCGCCGCCCCCCUUCAUCCUUCUCAACCACCUGCAUCUCUUCAUCAAGAGGGUCAUCCUGAAGGUCCCCGCCAAGCGACACAAGCAGCUCAAGAACAAGCUAGAGAAGAACGAGGAGGCGGCCCUCCUGUCCUGGGAGAUCUACCUGAAGGAGAACUACCUGCAGGACCAGCAGAUCCAGCAGAAGCAGAGGCCGGAGCAGAAGAUCCAGGACAUCAGUGACAAGGUGGACACCAUGGUGGACCUGCUGGAAAUGGCACAUCUGAAGCAGUCGAGCUCCAUGGAGCAGAGACUGGCCUCUCUAGAGGAGCAGGUGGCCCAGACGGCCAGAGCGCUGCACUGGAUCGUGAAAGCCCUGAGGGACAGCGGCUUUGGCUCGGAGGAGGGCGUCCCCACCCUGGCACCCCAGAAGGCCUCGGUGGGGCGGGACCCUGAGCUGGACAGCGGGCUGAAGGUGGAGGACCCGGGCGACGCCUACCACGUGGAUGCCAGGCACCUCCUCUACCCCAACUGCCCCGUCCAGCGUUUCCCAGUGCCCAACGAGAAGGUGCCCUGGGAGACGGAGUUCCUUAUCUACAGCCCGCCCUUCUACACGGCCGACAGGAAAAACAAGGACCUGGUGGACCCUGUGGGGGACGCCCUGGAGCCUCUGUCCAGGAUCAACUACAAUGCGGUGGAUGGAUGCCUGGACCGGCGCAGCUUCCAUGGGGUCUACACUGUGCAGGAUGGACUCCCUCUGAACCCCAUGGGCCGCACAGGGCUGCGCGGGCGCGGGGACCUCAGCUGCUUUGGCCCCAACCACACGCUGCAGCCCGUGGUCACCCGCUGGAGGCGGAACCAGGACGGCGCCAUCUGCAGGAAGGGCAUAAAGAAGAUGCUGGAGGUGCUGGUGGUGAAGCGCUCCCUCUCAGAGCACUGGGUGCUGCCCGGGGGCUCCCGGGAACCAGGAGAGACGCUGCCCCGGAAGCUGAAGCAGGUCCUCCGGAGAGAGUUCUGGCCUUCCUUCGAGAGCCUGCUGACGCAGGGCAUGGAGGUGUACAAAGGGUACGUGGAUGACCCAAGGAACACGGACAACGCCUGGAUCGAGACGGUGGCCAUGAGCGUCCACUUUCCAGACCAGAGCGACGUGGAGCUGAAGAGGCUGAACUCUCACCUGUACUCCUGCGACGCGGGGGUGUCCAUCCGGUGGCAGGUGGUGGACGAGCGCAUCCCACUGUACGCCAACCACAAGGCCAUCCUCCAGAAGGUGGCCGCCUUGUUCGGGGCCUACUACUAGCCUGGGGACGCAGCCCGGGCAGCUCUGCAGGGGCCGGCAGAGCUGCUCCGUCCACGGCCCGCCCGGAUCAGCAGCCCCUCUUGCCCAGCUGUUGAACUGGGAGGCUUCGGGGUGCCCUGGGAGGAGAGCUGAGCAGGGAGCAGGUGGGCUCCGGCCGCGAGGCAGGGCCUCAGGGUUGAGGUGGCCACGGGGACUCCACCAGCCAACACUGCUUCUCCUGAGCCUGCUGGCGGCCAGUGGACACCCUCCCGGCCACAUCCUGUGAGCAGCAUGUCCACCAUCAGAGGCGUCUCCACCCAAGCCUGGUACCUCCUGGAGAGUCGGGGUUCCCCUGUGGCCUCCUGCUCAGGCCCACACCCCCGAGAGGGCCUCCACCGGGACCUAACUCAGCCCCUUGCCUGGCCGGGGGCGGGGCACCAUGGGACCCAUUUCCCUUGGCUGUCAGGGCUGAGCCCCUUAGCAGGGCAGGAGGCGCAGGCAAGCUCCGGCCUCCUCCCGAAAUGCACAGGUCUCUGCCUGUGUGCUGCCCCGGGACCCAGGCGGGGAGGACGCAGACGCCCCGUGCGGGCGGGGGCUCUCCUGCACAGGGUGCCCCCAACCCCCACCCUGAGAGCCCGGGAGGAGCGGGCGGUAGGUGUGGACUGUGGGGCCACCCAGUUCAGCAUCAGCGACUCACAGGCCAUCAGGAGCCGUGGAAUGUUGUGAAAACCCCACAUUAAAUCCGCUUUCCUACA